AACCCCGAUUGGGUCCACAACAACAGAGGCAACUGCGUUCCGGCGCCGCAAUCGCCUCAUCAAAUCAUCCUUAUAUCUUUCUUGCCCGUCCACGUACCAAUGGCGAUGGUCAUGAAGUNAAUGUUAAUAAGGAAAGCAAUAACGAUGACGAUGAUAUUGACGACGCCAAAGAAGAUGAUGAUGACGAAGAAGAACAAGAUAAUUCAGUGGAUAAUGCUGACGACGAUGACGACGAGGCGAGCUUCGAGUUAAAUGAUGAUGAUGCUGAUGAUGAAGAGAAUGAAAACAAUGUAAAUGAUGUAGCCAGCAAUAUCGUAUUCCUGCGUUCGCGUGUGCCGCACUCACCUCGUCUGCGCAGUCAAUUGAAAAAUCAAAACCCCGUGCAGAGCUCCACUUUUG
Molecule: messenger RNA, 399 nt
Organism: Rhagoletis zephyria (snowberry fruit fly)
Lineage: Eukaryota; Metazoa; Arthropoda; Insecta; Diptera; Tephritidae
Product: trigger factor-like
Source: RefSeq, a predicted model, not a curated record